AUGCCGGCCCUGAGGAACGGGCUCCCCGCGGACGAGAGCUCCGGCGCUUGCCCCUGGGCGCGUCUGGCCGGGGCCGACUGCUGCCCUUCGGAGCCGUACUGCCUCUGGUUCCGGCUCUUAGCCCGAGCCUACUGGGGCGAGCUGGAACUGGAGCUGAAGAGCUCCAGCCGCGCCGUCUCCUGGGCUCGCCUGCGGGAAGCUUCCAAGAAGAACUGCGCGCGAUCGCGGGGCAAGGCGAAGGAUGGGCCCUCGCAGAGCGACACGUCGGCCGCCGCGACCUCCCCCGUUCCGGAGGAGGAGGCCUUUUCUUGGCCCGGCCCAAAGACGCUGUGCCUCCGCCGGACGUCCCAAGGCUUCGGAUUCACCCUGCGACACUUCAUCGUCUACCCGCCCGAGUCCGCCGUGCACAACUCUCUCAAGGAUGAAGAGAACGGCAGUCGAGGGAGGCAGCGAAGUCGCCUGGAGCCCAUGGACACCAUUUUUGUCAAGCAAGUAAAGGACGGCGGGCCCGCGCACGGAGCUGGACUCUGCACAGGCGAUCGCAUCGUGAAGGUGAACGGCGAGAGCAUUAUCGGCAAGACGUACUCGCAAGUUAUUGCUUUGAUCCAGAACAGCAACGCCUCGCUUGAACUCUGCGUGAUGCCCAAGGAUGAGGACAUUCUCCAGCUGUUUUCCAGGGACAUCACUGCUCUGGCGUAUUCUCAGGACGCAUACCUCAAAGGAAAUGCGGCAUACAGCGGUAAUGCCCAGAACAUCCCCGAACCCCCGCCUAUAUGCUACCCUCGGAUAGAAAUCAAGGCUGCGGGCAAGGCGACGGUGGUCCCGGCCGUCGGCAACGCCCCCCGAGAGGCAGCUCAGGGUUCCGGAAGACGAGGCGGGGCGACGGAGAAAGUUUACCGUGUGGAAAUCCCUGUUCCCCCUUCGCCCCCGGCGCCACAGACGGCGCUUUACGUCUGCAACGACAACUCGAGGACAGCGGAUUCGACCCCUGAGCGAGGGGUGGCUCGGGCGGGCCCCAGCCACAGGACUGAAGAGAACCGAUACUGUCCUUCCGCAGAAGCGGGUUCUCCACUAGCCAAACCUCUUGUUUCUUCGCUUCCAGGAGGCGCGCAGUCGGCGCACCCUUCCCAUCCUGUCGAGACGCCCGUGCACUGCCCCUCCCCGGGUACUCGACCGAGCCCGAACCACCCUGAUAACUCCCCGGUACGAGCGUCUCUCACCCCGGAUGUGUUUUCCCCCAAAACGGAGCGCCACACUCCCUCUCCGACCGCCCCCUCUUGGACAUCGCCUCACCAGAACAUCGACUGGAGGAACUACACCACCUACAAGGACUACAUCGACGCCAAGAGGCUCCACACGUACGGCUGCCGCACCAUCCAGGAACGCUUGGACAGUUUGCGCGCCGCCACCAACUCUAGUUCCGCCUACGCCCAGCAGCGCACGUCCUCGCCGUGCAAUAGCCAGAGAGGGCUGACGGCCUCUCAGGUCAGAUGGAGAAGCAUAUCCACAGAUCGAGGGGUCAACGGCGGGACGCACGCCAGUCCGUUACGAAGCGCCUCUCAAGAGAGGCUCGGCGGGUCGGAGCGGGGCAGGCACUGGCCUCGCAGCGCUUCCCAAGAUGCGCUGCCCUUCUCCGGUCCGGACGCGGCGGCUAAAACUCGAGCGCGCUCUUCCGACCACUUGGGCCAGCAACCGGCGCUCGGCACCGCCGACCGCACGGGUUUGGAGGACCGGCUUUUGCUUUGCCAAGGCGAGGAAGCCAGAGCGAGCAGGCAGGGAUCCGGUCAAAGAGCUUUACCUCAUCUCAGACAGGACGCCGAACGACAAGGAUUAGGGAACUCUUCUUUAGCCGAUCGGACGUGUAGCAAACCCCCAUUAAGGGCGGACGUCAACAUCAUCAGGCCCUCGCGGCUACCCGUUAAGAGUUCGGCCUCAGACCUCACGGCCGCCGCUAAAACCGCAGACCAAAGAACCCACGUCACCGGAAACCACGUGGGGUACCCGUCGCCUCCGCACUUAGAGCUCAGGACUCGAGCCGACAGUCUAAAAAUGGAGAGCCGGUCCGAAGCCGGUUUGGCGGCCAGGUCUUCCUCUUGUUCAGGUCCCUCUUGUAAGAGUUUAAUACAAAGCGGCGCCGUUGACGCCAACAGAGCCGUUAGCCAAAAGCCAAAGUCCUCGGUACGAAGUAACGGUGGUCCGGCGGGGGGCGUGGAAGGACCGGACGCCACGGUGGUGGUCCUGAGAAAAGACAAAACCUCAGGAACCGCUCGCGCCCGUCCCCCGUCCUGCAUCUUCUCCGUUUGCGACAACCAAGGCAAGUCGCAGCCGUUGGUGAAGGCGGGUUCUGCCGACGCGGUGGCGUAUUGGACCGACAGCUGCAGGGAGAUGCACCUCCGGCGGUUGGGAGGCACUCGGCAGAAGAGCGCUUCUGAACAUCUGGAUGACUCCUUGGACUCCAUCCCCUUCAUAGAUGAACCCUCCAGCCCCAGCGCGGAUAUGGACGCCAUCAACAUUCCGGCCUCGGCCGUCAUCUCCGCGACGCCCGUCAUCGCCACCGUACCACCCAGCCCGACGGCCACGUCGCCACUUAUGCGCCGACACAUGUCGCACGACCAUGAUUCCCUCCGGCUCACCAUCAUCGAGUCGGAUUCCGGGGGUAAAACGGAGCGCUCAAUGUCGUACGACGAAGGUUUGGAUAACUACCGGGACGACGGCGGAGGGAGAUCCUUGAUAGGUGGGCUGAAAGGCCUCAGAAAGGUGACAGAUAGGUCAUCGGAAGAUUCCGGAUCCAGGAGGGACUCGUCCUCCGACAUCUUUUGCGACGCCGCUCGGGAGGGUCUUCUACAUUUUAAACAGCUUAAUACUGAUAAGGGAAAGCGAGUGGGCGGAGGCAUGCGCGCGUGGAAGCAAAUUUACGCCGUCCUGCGAGGUCACUACCUGUGCCUGUACAAGGACAGGAAGGACGGGCAGGCGCACGCCAACUGCCAGACGUCGGACGAGCCGCUGCCCAUCAGCGUGCGGGCCUGCCUGGUAGACAUCUCUUACAGCGACACCAAGCGCAAGAACGUGCUGCGCCUCACCACCUCCGACUCCGAGUUCCUCUUCCAGGCCGAGGACCGCGAGGACAUGCUGGCCUGGAUCCGCGUCAUCCAGGAAAGCGCGCGCCUGGACGAGGAGAACGCGGCCUUUACCAGCCAUGACCUCAUCAGCCGGAAGAUCAGGGAGUACAACACCUUGAUGAGCCCGACGGGCAGCAAGACGGAGCCCUCGCCGCGUUCGUCUCGCCAGUCGCUCAGCAUUCGCCAAACGCUGUUAGGGGGCAAAGGAGACUCCAAAACUCCCAGCCCGAACUCGCCCAAGCCGGCGGAAGACACCAGCCCGCCUAAGGACAAGGGCACGUGGAGAAAAGGCAUCCCCAACCUGAUGAGGAAACCCUUCGAGAGGAAAGCCGCUGCCGGGGUCACCUUCGGAGUGCGGCUGGACGACUGUCCUCCCGCCAUCGGCAACAAGUUUGUGCCGUUGAUCGUGGAGGUGUGCUGCCAGCUGGUGGAGGAGCGCGGCUUGGAGUACACGGGCAUCUACCGAGUGCCGGGAAACAACGCCGCCAUCUCCAACAUGCAGGAAGAGCUCAACAACAAGGGCAUGAGCGACAUCGACGUCCAGGACGAUAAAUGGCGGGAUCUCAACGUGAUCAGCAGUUUGCUGAAAUCCUUCUUCCGAAAGCUCCCCGAGCCGCUCUUCACCAACGAUCGCUACGCAGACUUCAUCGAGGCCAACAGAAUAGAAGACCCCGUGGAAAGGCUGAAAGUGCUCAAGAGGCUGCUUCGCGAGCUGCCCGAUCAUCAUUACGAAACACUCAAGUUCCUCUCGGCUCACCUGAAGACCGUCGCGGGCAACUCGGAGAAGAACAAGAUGGAACCGAGGAACCUGGCCAUCGUAUUUGGUCCCACCUUGGUGCGCACCACUGAGGACAACAUGACCCACAUGGUGACGCACAUGCCCGACCAGUACAAGAUCGUGGAGACCCUCAUUCAGAAUUACGACUGGUUCUUCACCGAUGAAGGCAACGGAGAUCCUGUGACGGUUUCCCACGAGGAAAGCGCCGUGGAGUCGCAGCCGGUUCCCAACAUCGACCACCUGCUCACCAACAUCGGUCGCACGGGCACGUCGCAGGGCGAAGUAUCAGAUUCUCCCACCAGCGACUCAGCCAGGUCAAAGGGUUCCUGGGGUUCGGGCAAGGACCCCUGCGGCCGAGAGCUCCUGGUUUCCUCCAUUUUUGCCGCUGCCGGCCGCAAAAGAAAGAAGUCCAAAGAGAAAGCGCAGCCCAGCAGCUCUGACGACGACCUAGACGGCCUUUUCUCCAAGAAGGAAAUCCCCGGGCGGAAGGGCGACGACGCUCAGGGGGACGCCCGAGGAAACGGCGAACGGGGGGAUAACGGCGGCGAGUCAAAACCCGGAACCGAGCGGGACGCGAGACGCCGCUCCCCGGACGACGUCGGGGGGAAAGCCGAGCCGUCGUCGGAGCCCGGCGCGUCGGCCAAACCGAGAGCGGGCGAGGCGGACGUGAGCUCCGUCGCCUCGGACUAUUCCACCGCCUCGUCCGUCACCUUCCCGACGGCCGGCGAGUCCCUGGCGCUCGGCCCCGAGCCGCAGGGCGGCGAGGAGGCGGACGACGAGCGCAGCGAACUGGUCAGCGAAGGCCGGCCCGCCGAGACCGACAGCGAGGGCGACUUCCCCGUGUUCGGCGGCGCGGCCGAGACGGAAGGCCGGCGUCUUUUCCCCGCCCAGAAGACGACGGAGCGCGACGCGCUCUCUCGUCGCCGGUCGCCACGAAACAAGACGGACAGCGAGUCCUCGGCGGCGAGCGGAGAGUGUCGGGCCGAGGCGACGGCGCGCUUAGCCCGGGUUCUGGAAGUGAUGAAAAAGGGGCGGUCCACCAGCAGCCUCAGCUCGUCGUCCCGCAGCGAAUCGGAGCGCUCCGAGCCCGCCGCCUGGCACCUGAAAAUCACCGAGCGCCUCAAGUUCCGGCUCCGCUCCUCCUCCGACGACGCCUUCCCCCCGAAGAGCCGCUCGGCCGAGGGCCGGCGCAGGAACAACGUGCGACGGCGCCACACCGUGGGCGGACAGCGCGAUUUCGCCGAGUUGGCCGCCAUCCACGACUGGCGGGAGCAGGGCGGCGCCGACCGGACGGCCGAGCCGUUGCCGUCGGGCCGCCUCCGACCCCGCCGCGCCUCGCAGGACUCGGACAUCCGCGACUGGCUCGGCCUCCGAGGGGGCGGCCCCUCCGCCGCGCCUCCCAAAGCCGUCCCCGAGGACUCCGACGUCAAGGACGCGCCAGCCGCUAACGGCAAAAGCAAAUCGGCGCCGGGGGACGACGCGCACCCGCACAAACUGUCGGGGGCGCAGGUGGUGCGCUCGCGCUUCUACCAGUACCUCUGA
Molecule: messenger RNA, 5439 nt
Organism: Nerophis lumbriciformis (worm pipefish)
Lineage: Eukaryota; Metazoa; Chordata; Actinopteri; Syngnathiformes; Syngnathidae
Source: RefSeq, a predicted model, not a curated record